Oikopleura dioica is the source of this 210-nucleotide messenger RNA. The record is from the annotation of a GenBank genome assembly. Lineage: Eukaryota; Metazoa; Chordata; Appendicularia; Copelata; Oikopleuridae.
AUGGGAGACGAGCUUGAUAUCGUAGACCCAAUCAAAAGCUGCUCAGUCUGCAUGAGGAAAUACGAUGGCAAGGAAGUCAAGCGGCACACCAUCAAAUGCGGACAUAUCUUCUGCAGAGCCUGUCUUGACAAGACAAUAAAAACCCGCGCUGAAUCCUGCCCAACCUGCCGAAAGAAAUUUACCAGCAAAGAUAUUAUUGCCCUGUAUUAA